AUGAGCAGGGACGCAGAGCUGGUCAAAAAGUUGCUUGAAACAGAGACUCAAGGGAAGAGGCGUAUCGCCCAGGCGAGGGAAGAAAAUGCACAGCUUGUGAAGGAGGCGAAGGAUAGAGCCCACAGGGAGAUAGAGGCAUUUCAGCGCCAAGAAGAGGCUAAGCUUGUCGAGCUGCAAACAAAGAAUGCCGCAGAGAUUGUACAGAUAUCGAAAGACCUGGAUGAGCGUGUUACAAGGGAAAUCAACGCACUGAACAAUUAUGCAUCUUCUCACAUCGACGAGGCCGCCAAGCUCAUUGUGAAGGUGGUUUUGGGACAGUGA
Giardia duodenalis is the source of this 321-nucleotide messenger RNA. Its product is annotated as Vacuolar ATP synthase subunit G. NCBI's taxonomy places the organism in Eukaryota, Fornicata, Diplomonadida, Hexamitidae. The record is from RefSeq and is a predicted model, not a curated record. Gene Ontology annotation, molecular function: proton-transporting ATPase activity, rotational mechanism. Gene Ontology annotation, cellular component: vacuolar proton-transporting V-type ATPase complex. Gene Ontology annotation, biological process: proton transmembrane transport. The transcript has a single exon. Bases 1 to 321 code for a protein of 106 amino acids.